AUGUAUGGAAGAGGUCAAGAACUAUUUAUCCAGAAUUCAUUGGGUGUCGAGGUAGAGAAAUAUGUUGUCUCAGCCUUUGCCGCUGUGGCAUGGUAUAAUGCCAUUGAGCUGGUUGUGCUUUGCCUGUUAACAUUUAAGCGGUACCGGGGCUAUUACUUCUGGAGCUUAUUGAUCACAUCCUCCAACCUUGUCCCGUAUUGCCUAAGCGAUAUGCUCCUUUUCUAUCAAUGGGGAAUCUCAAGCUAUAUAUCGGUCACCCUAUGCUUUAUUACCUCGUGCUGUGUGCUUACAGGCCACUCACUUGUAUUAUGGUCGCGACUACACUUGGUCUUGCAAUCGCCAAAACUACUCCAGAUCCUUUUCCGGAUAAUUAUCAUCGAUACUAUCGUCUUUCUCGUUCCCACUGCUGUGCUUAACUAUAUCGUUAUCUCUUUGGAUAGCCGCCGCCUCGGAACCGCAUAUAACAUCAUGACACUAGCCCAGCUUAUUGCAUUUUGUAUCCAGGAGUCUCUCAUCUCUAUUAUCUAUAUAUGGGAGACUACCAAGCUACUGCGACUUCGCUCAAAACACUCAUAUAUACAUAUCCUCGUCCAGUUGCUCGUCAUGAACAUUGCUAUUGUGUUGCUUGACAUGGCGAUUAUAGGAAUUCAAUUGGCCGGGUACUAUACCUUUCAGGCAAUGUUUAGGCACGUCACCUACAGUAUCAAGCUAAAGCUCGAAUAUUUCGUCCUUAAUCAAUUGAUUCAGAUCGCCAAGGAGCCCAUCUCUUUCUCUGAUUCCGUAACACCAAGUGUGCGCGGCAAUACAACGGCCGCACCACAGGUUGGAGCGCCAGCACCAGCAUUAACAGGGGCGCUUAUCGCCAGCAGACCAUCCAAGGGAGAUUAUGUAUGA
Aspergillus alliaceus is the source of this 894-nucleotide messenger RNA. RefSeq lists its product as uncharacterized. The record is from RefSeq and is a predicted model, not a curated record. Bases 1 to 894 code for a protein of 297 amino acids. The transcript has a single exon. NCBI's taxonomy places the organism in Eukaryota, Fungi, Ascomycota, Eurotiomycetes, Eurotiales, Aspergillaceae.